ACUUGGUCCUGCCAGUCUCUGCAGGACAUAUAGUAAAGCUGGAUUAAUUAUGGAGGGGAAACUUGAGGAUGUUGGCAGAGCAAGGAUGGUAAAAGGCAAAGGGGAUCCCAGCUAUAGAAGCAGGACAAGGAGUCAUAAAGCACCUAAGCAAUAAAAAUCACACCAAAUGCAAAAACCACCCCUGAGACUUCAUCACAGAACAAUACAGAACACCGGAGGGAGUCCAUCUGAGGUCUCGGAGCCCUUUCCACAUUAAAUGAGCCCUCAUUGGCACAAGGCUCGUGUUGACUGUAGUGGCCCCGCCUCCAUCACUUAAAACUUGCCAUGAAGAGUACAUCUGUAAGACUGGAGAGAGGAGGCUGCAGAGAAGCCUCUGUUCCUUUCAAGGCUCCCUAAAACACCGCUGUGUUCUUCAGAAAGAACAACAAAAGUGUCCUCUGCUUUUGGUAUGAUGCUGGAAAAGUGUUCCUUCUGUAAGAAAGGGGAAUGUAUCAAACCUGUAAAAGUGGAAAAAAAGCUUGGGAAAGCAGCAGCCAAGAUCAGAAUUGAAGCAGAUGGAAGCUACUUUCAGAUCAGUCAGGAUGGAGGAGCACAGAAACUGGAAAAGGCUAAAAUUACCCUCAACGACUGUUUAGCGUGCAGUGGCUGCAUCACAUCAGCAGAGAGUGUUCUGAUCACUCAGCAGAGCCACGAAGAGCUCUACAAAAUGCUGGCUUUUAACAAGGCUGCCACUCCCAGUGAACAGAAGUUGGUGGUGGUUUCUGUUUCACCCCAAUCCAGAGCUUCACUGGCUGCAAGGUGUAAAAUGGGUGUCCUGGAAACAGCAAAGAAGCUGACUGCCUUCUUGAAGAGUUUAGGUGUGCACUAUGUUUUUGAUACAACCUUCUCAAGAAACUUCAGCCUGUUGGAGAGCCAACGAGAGUUUGUGAAACGCUUUCGAAAGCAAUCAGAAGACAGAAAGGCUUUGCCAAUGCUUGCUUCUGCCUGUCCAGGUUGGAUCUGCUACGCAGAGAAAACCCAUGGCAGCUUCAUCAUUCCUUAUAUCAGUACCACCAAGUCUCCACAGCAGGUCAUGGGCUCCUUGAUCAAGGGCUAUUUUGCAGAGCAGCAGCACUUAACACCCGACCAGAUAUACCAUGUAACAGUGAUGCCCUGUUAUGACAAAAAGCUAGAGGCUUCAAGGCCAGACUUUUUCAACCAAGAGUACCAAACUCGUGAUGUGGACUGUGUAAUCACCACAGGAGAAGUGCUCAAGUUGUUGGAACAAGAAGGAGUCUCUCUGUCAGAUGUAGAUCCUGCUCCUUUGGAUACCAUAUUCAGCAGUACAGAAGAGGAGCUCACAAGCCACUCUGGAGGUGGUUCUGGUGGCUACUUGGAGCACAUAUACAAAUAUGCAGCCAAGGAGCUCUUUGGAAUCCAAGUGGAUACAGUUCAGUACAAACCUUUAAAAAACAAGGACUUCCAGGAGGUGACACUGGAGAAGGAUGGAGCAGUCCUGCUCCAGUUUGCUUUGGCAUAUGGGUUUCGAAACAUCCAGAACUUGGUGCAGAAGCUGAAACGAGGGAAAUCACCUUAUCACUACGUGGAAGUCAUGGCCUGUCCCUCAGGCUGUUUAAAUGGAGGUGGUCAGAUCAAACUCGAUGGUGACUCCAGCAAGGACCAGCUGCAGCAGGUUGAGAGGUUGUAUGAGUCUGUUCAGACUGCAGUUCCAGAGGAGAACCGGACUGUCCGUGAGCUCUAUGAGCAGUGGCUGGGUGGUGUGGAGUCGGAAAAGGCUGUGAAAGCUUUGCACACAGAAUACCACGCCGUGGAGAAGGCAAGCACUGGAUUUAACAUCAAAUGGUGACGCUGGGAAGCCCAGAUGCAGACACUCGGUGCCUUUUUGACCCAAUUAUGUUUAAGAUGCUCAAAAGAGAGCUAAAGUUCUGUGCAAUUUUUGACUCAUGAGGGACGAGGAGACAAUGUGUGUAUAGGCAGGCAAUUUAAUACCUACAGCUUUAUGAUUAUUGAAGUGAUGUAAAUAAAACCCAAACACUGGCUU
This is a messenger RNA of Pezoporus occidentalis (night parrot), 2041 nucleotides long. It is a transcript of the gene CIAO3, whose product is annotated as cytosolic iron-sulfur assembly component 3. The record is from RefSeq and is a predicted model, not a curated record. Lineage: Eukaryota; Metazoa; Chordata; Aves; Psittaciformes; Psittacidae. Gene Ontology annotation, cellular component: cytosolic [4Fe-4S] assembly targeting complex. The coding region runs from base 449 to 1846 and encodes 465 amino acids. Gene Ontology annotation, biological process: iron-sulfur cluster assembly. The transcript is spliced from 11 exons.